Caenorhabditis remanei is the source of this 963-nucleotide messenger RNA. RefSeq lists its product as uncharacterized. Gene Ontology annotation, cellular component: plasma membrane. NCBI's taxonomy places the organism in Eukaryota, Metazoa, Nematoda, Chromadorea, Rhabditida, Rhabditidae. The transcript is spliced from 6 exons. The record is from RefSeq and is a predicted model, not a curated record. The coding region runs from base 1 to 963 and encodes 320 amino acids. Gene Ontology annotation, biological process: regulation of membrane lipid distribution; plasma membrane organization; membrane assembly.
AUGGCCGAGGCUCUUAUGAGGUGGCAAGAGGGUUUGGACCGUAUUCAAGCGGCGCCAUUUCAUUUAUUCGCAGUCGAUAACAACACAGAUGUAGGAGCGCCUGGUACUGCCGGUGCUGAGUUAGUAGCACCUUCCUAUUGGGGAUUCAUCAACUCUAUCUUUCUUCCAACUGUAGUUUUUUACACAGUUCUCUGGUUUGCUGUUUAUGCAUGUGUGCAGUACAACUGCUGGCUGAGUUGGCAAGAAGGAAUCAAGAGGAAACGUCUUCUCAAUUUGACCACUUCUCUCAUUCAUUCGACGAUCUCCGGACUCUACUUGUUCGCUUUCUUCUGCUAUAACACUAAGUUGAUGUUCGCUGCACCACUUCAUUACUAUUCCUACCUCGACUCACAGAUAAUCACUCUCUCAAUUGGAUACUUUUUCUAUGACGGAAUCGAUCUCGUUCUGAACGAUAAACUUUCGAUCUCCACGGGUGUGCUUCUCUUUCAUCAUGUUGCCUCCAUCUAUGUACUUUCUACCGCUGUUCUUUCAAAGAAGUUCCUCUUAUAUGCUUAUUGGGCUAUGCUUAUGGAAGUUUCUUCAAUCUUCUUGCACACUAGAUCGAUUCUUCAUAUCUCCAAGUUGUCAACUACUUCGAUGAUUGGAUUCUCCAAAGUCAUAUCUUACCUCAACCUCUUCAGUUUCAUCAUUUUCCGUGGUUUCGUUCAGUUCUUCCUCUUCGGAUGGGCAUGGGUCAACUAUGACCACAUUCACUUCGUCUUCAAGUGCAUCGCUUUCGGAGGAGGAUUCUGUUUCGCUGUCAUCAAUGUCAGUCUGCUUCUCCGUAUCUUGCACUCUGAUGGAUUCCUUCUAUCAUCUGUGGUUUCCCAAGACCGUCUGGAUGCUCUCCUCGAGGACAACGAGUACAGCAACUCGUCGGAAAGUGUGGCGAAGUCGGAAAAGAAGGAACUUCUUGACGUUUAG